CAAACAUGAAAGGCUCCGCUCCGCUCGCUUCUGUCGCGCUCUCGCUAUCUUCACGGUUCGGCUCUGUCGCGAUUCGCUUGGACUUUACAAUUGACAGGCAGUGCUUGAUGGCCCUCGAGCUUCACAUUCCCUCCUGCGUGAAUCGCCCGCCUCACCGCCUCCAUCCUCCACCACCUGACCAGCCGCUCAGAAUUCGGAUACAAGGGCCACUGGAGACCAUACAGAAGCUUUUGCCGAAUGUAUCGUGGCACCCGAUCGGGUCCUUUCCGCAGUUAGGAGGGGUGAAGCUUGCAAGUCUUACAUUUCAGAAACUAUACGGGGGCGAUGGAGGUAGAGUGGCUCCAGUGGUGCGUGACGAGUAUUUAGCGUGGGUACUGGAAGGAAGAGUACCACAAGACCGCAUCGACUACUACGGAGUCACAUUUGACUACCUCGUCUCGCCCGAUGAUCCAAAUCCAGAAGUACUUGCGAUUAACAUCAUUGAAGUGGACAAUGACGGAGGAGUAUAUGCGGACGGAGGGAAAUAUGCUAAUAAAGUCCUUUUACGCUCCAUCAACCCUAUAGAAUACACGGGGAAGAAGGUUCUCGCUGUACCGAGAUGUUGUCAGCAUAAGAAGGGCUCGCAAGAUCGCCAACGAAUAAAUAGCGAAGUGAUGGAGAGGAUGGGAAGGUCUAGGAACAUUAGCAACGGUGAUGCCGUUUACAAAGGUGGCUUAACAUGCACGGUUCCUAUUCUAUUGCCCUGAAGGUGCAACGACCGAUCCUUUGUUUAAUUACUGUAUAACAACAUCGAACAUAUUUGGAGAAACGAGUCUCCGUCCCUCGUGUUGCGAUAUCAUAUCAUUUUCGCCACUGG
Molecule: messenger RNA, 856 nt
Organism: Verruconis gallopava
Lineage: Eukaryota; Fungi; Ascomycota; Dothideomycetes; Venturiales; Sympoventuriaceae
Exons: 2
Coding region: 6-746 (246 amino acids)
Source: RefSeq, a predicted model, not a curated record